Molecule: messenger RNA, 915 nt
Organism: Bathycoccus prasinos
Lineage: Eukaryota; Viridiplantae; Chlorophyta; Mamiellophyceae; Mamiellales; Bathycoccaceae
Exons: 2
Coding region: 1-915 (304 amino acids)
Source: RefSeq, a predicted model, not a curated record
AUGGACGAGUUUUUCAAAACAGACGCGUCUCCCGCGUCUACGCCGCCUCCGCCACAGCCCGAUCAAUCGAACGAUUUCUUCGCCGCAGGCGAAACGGACGGGUUCGUUUCCGCGGGAAUGCAAUCGAUGCCGAGCAACGAAGACUUUACGCGAGGAGAAAAUACCAACACCGGCACGCCUCCUCCAAAGAACGAAUCGAGCGAAAGUUUCCAACCGCAACAACAACAAAACCAAGAGCAAAUGGAACGAGAGAUGUCGCACGCGAGCAUUCACUCCUCGCAUUCGGUCCAUUCCACUGGACAAGGCUCUGAUUUUAACGACGCCGGUAAUACUACUAACGCGAUGAAUGAGUUCGUUUCCGCUCCCGCCGCUCCUCCGUUGGACGAGGGCGACUUUGGUGCGAUGCAACAAGGUCCGAGUAGCGAAAGCGUGGACGCGAUGGGCACGAGUACCAACAGUCUCGAGAAUUCGUCCAUGCAACAACAAUCGCCGUUGGAGAACGUAGCCGAGCUCGGGGGAUUGUCUUCCGCGAUUCCAACGCCAGCGCCAACGCCACCGCCGCCGGCGAGAGACCUCCGAAAAGAAUAUUUAGCGAAAAUACGCGAAGAGCUCGAACAGAAAAGCAAACUCGAACGCGAAGAGAUAGACACGAUCAAAGAAGAAGCGGUAGCCGAACUCGAGUUGAUGCGCAAUCAGAGGAAGAAAAUGAUCGACGCUAACGUGGCGAAAAAUAGGUCGGAACAAGACUCCAUGACCGAAGUCAUGGCGACGGAAACCGGAUGGGAAGCGGUUGCCUCUUUGAUCUCCGAGGAGAACUUCUGCCCGGUCGAGGACGGCCAACGACCGUCGACGGAUUUAGGAAAGAUGAGAGGGUUGAUUAAGACUUUAAAGUAUAAGAAGCCUCAAACGGCGUAA